Equus caballus (horse) is the source of this 762-nucleotide messenger RNA. Its product is annotated as keratin-associated protein 12-1-like. Lineage: Eukaryota; Metazoa; Chordata; Mammalia; Perissodactyla; Equidae. The record is from RefSeq and is a predicted model, not a curated record. Gene Ontology annotation, cellular component: keratin filament.
CCGGGAAGGAGCCUGCAAACACCACUGCCCUGCUCCUCCACAGAAGCCCAGCCCCACGCCAGCAUGUGCCACACCAGCUGCCCUUCAGUCUGUCAGCCGGCCUGCUGCACACCCAGCCCCUGCCAGGCAUCCUGCUGUGUGCCAGUGAGCUGCCAGCCUGCCGUGUGCACACCUGUGAGCUGCCAGCCAGCUGUGUGCACACCCGUGAGCUGCCAGCCCUCCGUGUGUGUGGCCCCCACCUGCCAGUACUUCUUGCGUGUGCCUGUGAGGUGCGAGCCGACCGUGCUUGUUUCUGCCCCCUGCCAGUCCUCUGGGUGCUGCCAGCCCUCCGUGUGUGGGGCCCCCUCCUGCCAGUCCUUCGUGCGUGUGCCUGUGAGCUGCGAGCCUGCUGUGCUGGUGUCUGCCCCCUGCCAGUCCUCUGGGUGCUGCCAGCCAUCCUGCCCCACCCUGGCCUGCAGACCCAUCUCCUGCAGCUCCCCUUGCUGCUAUUGACCACGAAUCCCUUCUCAGCUGCUCUCCUUGCUGAUGGGUCCACACCUGUACCCUCCCGGAACGAAUGGGCCUCCAGCUUCUGCACGCGGCAGAUGGAAAGCAUGCUCAGCAACCCCUCUGAACUCCGGGGUGAGGAUGUGGCAGGAUGACCUGCCCGUCCCCUCAGGGAUGCCCUGUCUCCCAGGGUCCUUCUGUGUCCCCAGCAGGAAACCAGCCCCAUUGUGAGCAAAAUAAAUUGUGCUUUCCCAGUGCAGCCUGUCUGUCUAUUUU